AUGCCAAGCAACUAUGCACCCCUUCCCAACAACGACCCCGUUCUUCUCCCCCGCGAAUCCGACGAGGAAAUCACAGCACAUAGCUGCCUGCUCCCUUCCCUUCAAACAAACGCGGAUUCUGGAUUGAAAGUCGCUGAAGACUCCUUGUACACUUACAGUUAUGGCCCUCCCGGGCUGUCUGGACUGUGGCACAACUACUACGCCUUCUUGUGUGCGGUCUUCGCGUCCAUAGGCGGGCUGAGCUUUGGGUAUGACCAGGGCGUGAUUGCCAAUGUACUUGUAAUGGAGGACUUUGUAGGCCGAUGGCCAAUAACACCGCUGCAGAAAGGCGCUCUCACUGCUGUUCUUGAACUGGGCGCCCUGAUUGGCGCUCUCACGUUCGGAGUUUUGGCCGAUAGAUACUCCCGCCGACAUUCCAUCUUCAUUGCCUGUGUCAUAUUCAACAUUGGCGCGCUCUUCCAAACAUUCGCGCGAACACUUGCAGACCUUUUCAUUGGUCGCGCUGUUGGCGGCAUUGGUGUCGGCGCUCUAAGCAUGCUUUCACCACUUUAUAUAUCGGAAAUCAGUACACCCGAAGUACGCGGCUCGCUCAUUGCGCUCGAACAAUUCUCGAUCGUCCUUGGAGUUGUUGUCGGGUUCUGGAUUGGGUUCUUCACGCGAAAUAUCCCAGGUUCGGCGUCAUGGAGGAUUCCGCUUGGUGUCCAAAUCGGCCCCGGAGUCCUUCUAGCUUUCGGGGCGUUGUUCCUUCUUCCCGCUUCGCCUAGAUUGCUUGUGCUGAAAGGCAAAUAUGACGAAGCAGAAGCCAGUUUGGUCAAGCUGCGUGGUCGCGAUGACGUGCUCACAAAGAUUGAGCUUCUCGAAAUGUGUGUCGAAGCAGCCUUGAUUUCCCAAUCCAACUCGGAUUCGCCCAAACCUGGUGCCCAGAACGAGUUUUCGGCGUGGCGGCAGUUGUUCUCCAAGAAAUACCGCCCGCGCACGCUGGUGGGGGUUCUUAUGAUGUUCUUCCAACGCAAGCUACAGUUUCUUUUGCAAUGGAGCGGAAUCAAUGCAUUACUCUAUUAUGGUCCCACUCUUGUGAAGAGUAUUGGUCUCAAAGGCGAAACUAUCUCGCUGAUUGUUUCUGGGGGAAUUGGAAUUGUCCAGUUCAUUGCUGUUGGACCCGCUGUCAUAUAUAUCGACCGAGUUGGACGCAAGCCUUUGUUAAGAGGUGGUAGCUCGUUUAUGGCGGCCUCUCAUCUUAUCAUUGCCGUCCUCGUCAGUAAUGCAGUUCCAAUCAGACUGGAGCUCGCAUGCAAUAGCCGCAUGGACCGCUGUUGCGUAUGGCUUUCUUUUGUUUCCGCCUCAGCCCCUCUGAAAACUUUCCCAGUGCAAUCUACAUAUACAUUUACGUUUGCAUAUGGCGUCUCGUUUGGACCCAUUGGAUGGGUCCUCCCGAGCGAGGUCUUCCCGCUGUCGAUGCGCGGCCGUGGAGUGGCUCUAUCAACUGCCUCCAACUGGAGCAACAACUUCUUCAUCGGGCUCGUAACACCAAUCAUGAUGGAAUACUCACCUGCCGGGACGUUCCUCACAUUCGCCACAGCGUGCUUCGUGGCCUAUCUGUGGGCCACCUAUACGGUGCCGGAAACAGCGGGCGUGACGCUCGAAGAUAUGGACCGCGUGUUUGGCGGGGACGCAGGAAGAGAGGACCGCGUCAGGCGGAGAGAGCUUGAGGAGGAGAUGGGGCUGCGUGCGAUGGUGAUGGAGCUUGCUGAAAAUAAUGGAUUAUGA
Molecule: messenger RNA, 1767 nt
Organism: Mycena indigotica
Lineage: Eukaryota; Fungi; Basidiomycota; Agaricomycetes; Agaricales; Mycenaceae
Product: MFS domain-containing protein
Exons: 14
Coding region: 1-1767 (588 amino acids)
Biological process (GO): transmembrane transport; carbohydrate transport
Cellular component (GO): membrane
Molecular function (GO): carbohydrate:proton symporter activity
Source: RefSeq, a predicted model, not a curated record